GGAGGCAGCAGCAGCAGCCGCAUUAACUCCGAACGAGCAGCCCCUCUCUACCGUCUCCUGCGCAGAGUAUCUCCCGCCAUGCCGGUGACCGAGAAGGACCUGGCGGAGGACGCCCCCUGGAAGAAGAUCCAGCAGAACACCUUCACCCGCUGGUGCAACGAGCACCUGAAAUGCGUCAACAAAAGGAUAGGGAACCUGCAGACCGACCUGAGCGACGGUCUGCGGCUCAUCGCCCUGCUGGAGGUCCUGAGCCAGAAGAGGAUGUACAGAAAGUACCACCAGAGACCCACCUUCAGCCAGAUGCAGCUGGAGAACGUGUCGGUGGCCCUGGAGUUCCUGGAGAAGGAGAACAUCAAGCUGGUGUCCAUAGACAGUAAAGCCAUUGUAGACGGGAACCUGAAGCUCAUUCUCGGCCUGAUAUGGACGCUUAUCCUGCAUUACUCCAUCUCCAUGCCUGUCUGGGAAGACGAAGGCGACGAGGAGUCCAAAAACCAAACCCCAAAGCAGAGACUCCUCGGCUGGAUCCAGAACAAGAUCCCUCACCUGCCCAUCACCAACUUCAGCAACAACUGGCGGGACGGCAAGGCCUUGGGAGCGCUGGUCGACAGCUGUGCCCCCGGUUUGUGUCCAGACUGGGAGUCUUGGGAUCCGAAGAAACCCGUAGAUAAUGCCCGAGAGGCUAUGCAGCAAGCUGAUGAUUGGCUGGGGGUUCCCCAGGUGAUCGCGCCGGAGGAGAUUAUCCACCCGGAUGUGGACGAGCACUCCGUCAUGACGUACCUUUCACAGUUCCCCAAAGCAAAAUUAAAACCGGGGGCCCCCCUCAAACCCAAACUCAACCCCAAAAAAGCAAGAGCCUAUGGGCGAGGGGUGGAACCCACUGGUAAUAUGGUGAAGAGACCGGCGCCCUUUACGGUGGAGACCAUCAGCGCGGGGCAGGGAGAAGUGCUGGUGUUUGUGGAGGAUCCGGAAGGAAUCCGGGAAGAGGCGAAGGUCACCGCCAAUAAUGACAAGAAUAAAACGUUUUCGGUGGAGUACGUCCCCAAAGUGACGGGCGUCCAUAAGGUGACGGUCCUUUUCGCCGGCCAGCACAUCUCCAAGAGUCCAUUCGAGGUCAGCGUGGAGAAAGCCCAGGGAGACGCCAGUAAAGUUACUGCCAAAGGUCCGGGACUGGAGGCGUCCGGCGUCGUCGCAAACAAACCGACCUACUUCGACAUCUACACGGCAGGAGCCGGUGUCGGAGAUAUUGGCGUCGAGGUUUCGGACCCUCAAGGGAGGAACAACGCCAUGGAGUUGGCCAUUGAGGAUAAAGGGAAUUGUGUUCACCGUUGCACCUAUAAGCCUCUGAAAGCCGGACCGCACAAAGUCAGCGUCAAUUUUGGAGGAGAAGCUACUCCCAAGAGCCCGUACACCGUCAUCGUUGGGGAAGCGUGCAACCCCAACGCCUGCCGUGCCAGCGGCCGAGGCUUGCAGCCCAAAGGCGUCCGGAUUCGGGAAACGGCAGACUUCAAGGUGGACACCAGAGCCGCGGGAAGCGGAGAACUUCACGUUUCGGUCAAGGGACCAAAAGGCUUGGACGAGAUCGUGAAGGAGUUGGGUUUUGCGGACGGGGUGCAUUCGUUCGAGUAUUACCCCAUCAGUCCCGGGAAGUACGUGGCUACGAUCACCUGGGGAGGACAUCACAUUCCCAAAAGUCCAUUUGAAGUUCAGGUGGGCCCCGAUGCCGGCCCCCAGAAGGUACGAGCCUGGGGACCCGGGCUUACCGGUGGUAUGGUUGGGAAGUCUGCAGACUUUGUGGUGGAGUCUACCGGUACGGACGUCGGCUCAUUGGGUUUUGCCAUCGAAGGCCCGUCCCAAGCGAAGAUCGAAUGCGAUGAUCAAGGUGACGGCUCGUGUGACAUUAAAUACUGGCCGAAGGAGCCGGGCGAGUAUGCGGUUCACGUUAUGUGUGACGACGAGGAUAUUAAGUACAGUCCUUUCAUGGCCUACAUCCAGCCUGCGUCUGGAGACUUCGACCCAGAUAAGGUUAAAGCCUACGGUCCCGGUUUGGAGAAAUCCGGCUGUAUCGUUGGAAACCCAGCGGAAUUUUUUGUGGACACCGCUGACGCCGGGAAUGCCCCUCUAAAGGCUUAUGCACAAGACGUGGAAGGGAACCCUGUGGAAAUUAACUCAAAGCCCAAGAAAGACGGCGUCUACGCGUUCUCUUACCACCCAACCGCGCCAAUCAAACACACCAUCGCCGUGACGUACGGAGGCGUUGGCGUCCCUAAAAGUCCCUUUAGGGUCAACAUUGGCCAAGGAAGUCACCCACAUCUAGUUAAGGUUUUCGGCCCCGGCGUGGAGAAAACCGGUCUGAAAGCGAAUGAGCCGACGCAUUUUACUGUGGACUGCACGGAGGCAGGAGAAGGUGAUGUCAGCGUUGGGAUUAAGUGUGACGCUCGCGUGGUCAGCGAUGAGGAGCAGGACAUUGAGUUUGAUAUCAUUCCCAAUGCCAAUGACACCUUCACGGUGAAAUAUACCCCCCCUGCUGCCGGACGCUACACCAUUAAAGUUCUCUUUGCCGGAGAGGAAAUCCCCUCCAGUCCAUUCCGGCUUAAAGUUGACCCGUCACACGAUGCCAGCAAGGUUAGGGCUGAAGGUCCGGGACUAAGCAAAUCGGGUGUAGAAAAUGGAAAGCCGUCGCACUUCACGGUGUUCACCAAAGGCGCGGGGAAAGCCCCGGUCGACGUGUCCUUUGUCGGCCCAGAACCAGGAGAUGCGGUGAAGGACUUUGAGAUUAUUGAUAACUAUGAUUAUUCUCACACCGUCCGAUACACUCCAGUCCAACAGGGCAAAAUGAAAAUAGCGGUGAAUUACGGAGGAGACCCCAUUCAGAAAAGUCCAUUCACGGUUGGAGUGGCCGCUCCUCUGGACCUCAGCAAGGUCAAAGUCAACGGUCUGGAUAGCCGAGUGGAGGUGGGGAAAGACCAGGAGUUUGUGGUGGAUACGAAAGGAGCUGGGGGUCAGGGUAAGCUGGAGGUGAAAGUGUCCAGUCCCAGCCGGAAGUCGGUGCCAUGUCUGGUGGAACCCGUUCCUAACAAAGAGUCCAGCACGGCCAAGUAUAUUCCCAAAGAAGAAGGCGUCUACAGCGUUGAUGUGAGUUAUGAUGGGAAUCCCGUUCCUGGAAGUCCGUAUACGGUGGAAGCCACGUUACCUCCUGAUCCCACAAAGGUUAAAGCCUAUGGCCCCGGCCUGCAAGGAGGUCUUGUUGGGAAGCCUGCAGAAUUCACUAUUGAUACCAAAGGAGCAGGUACCGGUGGACUUGGCCUAACUGUUGAAGGUCCUUGUGAAGCUAAAAUUGAAUGUUCAGAUAACGGUGACGGAACCUGCUCGGUCUCUUAUUUCCCAACUACCCCUGGGGAGUAUUUUGUAAAUAUUCUUUUUGAAGAGACCCACAUCCCUGGGUCACCCUUCCAAGCCGACAUAGAAAUGCCGUUUGAUCCAACCAAAGUCGUUGCUUCCGGCCCGGGCCUGGAGCGCGGUAAGGUGGGGGAAACCGGCUUGGUCCACGUCGAUUGUUCGCAAGCAGGGCCGGGAAAGUUGGCAGUGGAAGCCGUGUCCGACUCUGGUUCCAAGGCAGACGUAAACGUUCAGGAUAAUAAAGAUGGAACCUACGCGGUGACCUACGUGCCGCUCUUUGCCGGCAUGUAUACGCUGGCUAUGAAGUACGGCGGAGAACCGGUGCCGAAGUUUCCCGCUCGCGUAAAAGUUGACCCGGCUGUGGAUACCAGCAGAAUUAAAGUUUUUGGACCUGGAGCCGAAGGGGGUGAGGUUUUCCGAGAAGCCACAACAAAUUUUACCGUGGAUGCGCGACCUCUGACAAAGACCGGGGGCAAUCACGUCAAAACCAAAAUCACCAAUCCUUCCGGAGGCUCCACGGAUUGUAUCGUCAACGAUAACGGAGACGGGACGUAUGACGUGGAGUACACGCCGUUUGAGAAAGGUAUCCAUAACGUGAAGGUGACGUACGACGAUGAAUCCGUCCCGAACAGCCCGUUUAAAGUGGCCGUGACGGACGGAUGUUUCCCGGAACGAGUGAACGCUCAGGGCGCCGGAUUAACGGAAGCUUUCACCAACAAACCCAACGCGUUCACAGUCGUUACCAGGGGGGCAGGGAUCGGAGGUCUGGGAAUUACGGUCGAAGGGCCGUCGGAGUCCAAAAUGUCUUGUAAGGAUAACAAGGAUGGAAGCUGCAGCGUGGAAUACAUCCCUUACGCCCCGGGAGACUACGAUGUCAACAUCACGUAUGAUGGAGAACACGUUCCAGGAAGCCCCUUCAAAGUCCCCGUGAAGGAUGUGGUGGAUCCCAGCAAGGUGAAGGUAUCUGGACUCGGAGCGGGGCAAGGAGUCCGGGCAAAAAUCCCUCAACAAUUUACUGUGGAUUGCAGCAAAGCGGGGGUCGCUCCGCUGAACGUGCAGGUGAUGGGGCCGAGAGUCGAUGAGACAGAUUCGCUAACGAGACGCAGCCCGCUGAAAGCCAUUUCAGAUUUCUUUAAAGGUGACUUCAAGCGAGAUGCAAACGGCUCAGGGGUGGUUGAACCCGUUGAAGUGUCAGACAAUGGAGACGGGACGCAUACAGUGAGCUAUACACCCAGUGUGGAGGGACCAUACACCGUCUCUGUCCAGUACGCAGACGAAGAGAUCCCCCGAAGUCCUUUCAAGGUGAAGGUUCUCCCAACUUAUGAUGCCAGCAAAGUCACAGCCAGCGGCCCUGGGCUCAGCUCCCAAGGGGUUCCUGCGAGUCUGCCUGUGGAUUUCGCCAUUGAUGCUAAGGAUGCUGGACAGGGCUUGCUAUCUGUCCAAGUUACUGACCAAGAGGGCAAGCCGAAAAAAGCCCAAAUUCUGGAUAACAAAGAUGGUACCUACGCUGUGUCCUACGUCCCGGACAAAACUGGACGCUAUCAGGUUGCAGUGAAGUACGGAGGUGAUGACAUCCCAUACUCCCCUUACAGAAUUCGAGCAACGCCAUCUGGAGACGCCAGUAAAUGUACAGCUGCAGGUCCCGGAAUCCAAUCGGCAGUAAAGACCGGGGAAGAGGUUGGGUUUGUGGUUGACGCCACCACGGCAGGGAAAGGUAAAGUGACCUGCACCGUUCUAGACCCCGAUGGCUUGGAGUCGGAAGCCGAUGUCAUCGAGAACGCAGAUGGAACGUACGACAUCUUCUACACUACGGCUAAAACCGGGCCCUACGUCAUACAUGUGCGCUUUGGUGGAGUGGACAUUCCAAACAGCCCGUUCACAGUGAUGGCUACAGAUGAAGCCCCCGUCGCGGUGCAGAAUCUGGCUCUUAAUGCUAGUCCUCCAGGAUACCAGGAUCUGGUGUCGGAGUCCCCGUACUCUCAGGUUGGGUCGAUAAACGGCCUGGGGUUCAAGCCUUUUGAUUUGGUCAUUCCAUUUGCCGUCAGGACCGGAGAUAUAACAGGCGAAGUUCACAUGCCUUCUGGGAAGACAGCGCCAGCAGAAAUUGUAGACAACAAAGACGGGACGGUGUCCAUCCGAUACGUGCCGACGGAGACCGGUCUUCACGAGCUGCAUAUUAAAUGCGACGGAACUCAUAUUCCAGAAAGCCCUCUGCAGUUCUUCGUGAACUAUCCAGACACGGGGAGCGUUUCUGCGUUUGGUCCGGGGCUUAUAUACGGGGUGGCCAACAAGCCGGCGACAUUCACCAUCGUAACGGAAGAUGCGGGUGAAGGUGGUCUGGAUUUGGCCAUCGAAGGACCCUCUAAAGCGGAAAUCAGCUGCAUCGAUAACAAAGACGGAACGUGCAGCGUGACGUAUUUGCCAACCCUGCCGGGAGAUUACAGCAUUCUGGUGAAAUACAACGACACUCACAUUGCCGGGAGCCCGUUCGUCGCCAAAAUCACAGAUGAUAGCAGACGACGCUCCCAGGUCAAGCUCGGCUCCACGGCUGAUUUCCUGCUGGACAUAAACGAGACCGAUCUGAGCCUCCUGACCGCCAGCAUCAAAGCCCCGUCCGGCCGCGACGAGCCCUGCAUCUUGAAGAGGCUUCCAAACAAUCAUAUCGGUAUUUCCUUUAUCCCACGGGAAGUUGGAGAGCACCUGGUCAGCAUAAAGAAAAAUGGCCGCCAUGUCCCCAACAGCCCGAUCUCCAUCAUGGUGUAUCAAUCCGAAAUAGGAGACGCCAGCAAGGUGAAGGUGUUUGGACCGGGGCUGACGGAAGGACGCACGUUUGAGAUGUCUGAUUUUGUUGUGGACACCAGGGAGGCGGGCUAUGGCGGACUUUCGCUAUCGGUGGAGGGACCCAGCAAGGUGGACAUCCAGACAGAAGACCUGGAAGACGGAACAUGCCAAGUAUCCUACUGUCCGACGGAGCCUGGCGUUUACAUAGUUUCCAUCAAAUUCGCGGACGAGCACGUUCCAGGAAGUCCCUUCACGGCCAAAGUCAGCGGGGAAGGGAGAGUGAAAGAGAGCAUCGUCCGCAGAAGAAAAGCACCGUCCGUGGCCUCUGUGGGUGGCAUUUGUGAGCUAAAUCUGAAAAUACCAGAAAUCGAUAUGAGGGAACUGACAGCGGAAGUUACGAGCCCCUCCGGAAGAACAGAUGAGGCCGAGAUUGUUGACCUUGGCCAGAACACCACCUGCGUGCGCUUCGUGCCGCAAGAAAUGGGGGUCCACACAGUGAGUGUGAAGUACAGAGGGGAGCACGUGCCGGGCAGCCCCUUCCAGUUCACUGUUGGACCUCUAGGUGAAGGAGGAGCAGAAAAAGUCAAGGCUGGAGGUCCUGGGUUGGAGAGAGGAGAAGCUGGAGUCCCAGCGGAGUUCAGCAUUUGGACGCGGGAAGCUGGCGCUGGGGGUCUGUCCAUCGCCGUAGAGGGUCCAAGCAAAGCUGAGAUCUCAUUCGAGGACCGGAAAGACGGCUCCUCCGGGGUGUCCUACAUCGUGCAGGAGCCGGGUGACUACGAAGUGGUAAUUAAGUUUAACGAUGAGCAUAUCCCCCAGAGUCCGUUCCUGGUCCCCAUCAUCGCUCACUCCGAGGACGCCCGCCGGCUCACUGUCUCCAGCCUUCAGGAAUCUGGACUAAAAGUCAAUCAUCCGGCGGCUUUCGCCAUACGACUGAACGGGGCGAAGGGGAAGAUAGAUGCCAAAGUGCACAGCCCGUCGGGGGCCGUGGAGGAAUGCCAUGUAUCUGAGCUAGAGCCUGAUAAAUACGCCGUGAGGUUUUUCCCGCGGGAGAACGGGAUCCACUCCAUCGACGUGAAGUUUAACGGCAGCCAUAUUCCUGGAAGCCCCUUCAAGGUCAGAGUCGGGGAGCCGGGGCAGGAAGGCGACCCGGCGCUUGUCACGGCGUACGGCUCAGGCCUGGAGCGCGGCACCACCGGAAAACAGUCAGAAUUUAUCAUCAACACCACUAAAGCUGGCCCGGGGGCGCUGUCUGUCACCAUCGAAGGACCCUCUAAAGUAACAAUGGAGUGUAAGGAGUGCCCGGAAGGCUAUAAAGUGGCGUACACCCCGAUGGCCCCCGGGAACUACACGAUCGGGGUGAAGUACGGAGGACCCAGCCACAUCGUCGGCAGCCCCUUCAAGGCUCGCGUGACAGGCCAGCGACUUGUUAGCGUCGGCAGCGCCAGCGAGACGUCGUCCAUCAUCGUGCAGUCAGUAACUCGAGCGACCACGGAGACCGUCUACAGCGCCCUGCCGAGGUUCGCGUCGGACGCAAGCAAAGUGACGUCCAAGGGUGCCGGUCUGUCGAAAGCCUAUAUUGGGCAAAAAAGCACUUUUACCGUGGAUUGCAGUAAAGCGGGUUCGAACAUCCUGCUGGUCGGCGUCCACGGGCCCACGAUACCCUGCGAGGAGGUUUCUGUGAAGCAUCUCGGAAACAAGCAGUACUCGGUGGCGUACCACGUGAAGGAGCGGGGGGACUACACCCUGGUAGUGAAGUGGGGAGAAGAGCAUAUUCCCGGCAGCCCCUUCCACGUCAGCGUCCCGUAACCUCCCAGCCGGGACCCCCAAAGCAAUGAGGAUUGCAAAUCAGGAAUUUAAAAAUAAAAAAAUAAUCGAUAGGAUUGUAUAUGGAAUUUUCACGAUUCUGAGAAAUUCGAAACAUUCCGUGUAAUUUUUAGAUCUCACGUUUUUUUUAUAUAUAUCAGAGAAAUUUAACGUUUUAUGUGCGUUUUACGCGUCCGUCCGAUAAUCGAAGAGCGAAUCCUGGUUUCUGACUUUCUUCCUGCGAAAGAGGCUUAUUUAUAACUAGCGAUAUUAUUAACCUUUUAGCUGCCGUGAAGGGGAAGGUAUUUAUGGCAAAUUGGCGAUAAUGAAUCCCGAAAAUCGCAAAUAUUUGGGGAGCAAAAUUUGGAGAAACUGGAAAUGAUUUUUGGCGUAACUACUGAUUAAUGUUUUCUUAAUCCUCUUUCUAAUGUCAUUCUGAGUGAAAUAAAUGCCGACCGUACAUCAAAUCAUCGAUUUUUUUUUUUUGUCUAAAAAUGGCAUUGGGGAGGAAAAAAACUGCCAUUUUUUGUGCCUUUACAAAUAGAUAAAUGUCAUAAAAUGUUAAAUUGGUUUUUAGUGUUAAUAGAAUAAAAUAUUUUUCCUUUAGAAAGGAGAGCACAUUAUUCUGUGAUUAUUUUUUAGGGGCCCGGUUCAUAAACCGUUGUGUUCUGUAUAAAUAUAGUAUUUUCUAUAGAAUUUUGCUAAUUUAAUAGUAAAUUGAGUACUGAAUUUCUGUAUUGCUUCUUAUUUGGUACAUUUUGGGUUAUUUUCUUCAAAAAAAAUUCUUGAAAAAGUAAAUUCCUGCACCGGGCAUCUCUGAAGCUGCAAAUAAAAUUUCUCUAUUCGGGGUGUAAAAUGAUCAAAAUAUUUGUGGAAGGGGUUGUUACAAAAUAUUUCAUAUUCUGUGUAAAAUAUCUUGUCUAAAACGUUUGUUUCGUUUUUCUUUUCUGGGGGUGUUUAGUAUGUUUUUCAGAAAAAAACAAAAAAACACUAUUUUUGGAGGCAUGAAGGUGCUUUUUACUGUGAUUUGCGUCGUUACCGUGACAAUCUCGCUACAUUGUAAACACAAAAAUACUCGAAAAAUAAAAGAAAUUGAUAAACUGGAAUAAA
Spea bombifrons (plains spadefoot toad) is the source of this 9090-nucleotide messenger RNA. RefSeq names its product filamin B (gene FLNB). Lineage: Eukaryota; Metazoa; Chordata; Amphibia; Anura; Pelobatidae. The transcript has 47 exons. The record is from RefSeq and is a predicted model, not a curated record. The coding region runs from base 79 to 7983 and encodes 2634 amino acids. Gene Ontology annotation, molecular function: actin filament binding. Gene Ontology annotation, biological process: actin cytoskeleton organization.